AUGUUGCAGCUGUGCACUAUUUAUGGCGGCGCCAAUGGCACUUUGGGUCUAAAUUUGAGUCGCGCGCCUUGGGACCCUUAUCCGUGGGUCAGCGGCGUGCAAGAAGGCUCAAAUGCACAACAGAGUGGUGUCUGCCUGGGAGAUACGUUACUCGAGCUUAACGGUUUCGAUGUGUUGGGGUUGCGAAUUAGCGAGCUGGCCACCCGAUUGCGGGACCACUGGCAGAGCGGCGCUAACUGCGUAACAAUGAUGAUGUGGCGCCAACAGCCGAGCCUGGGAGCCGCUGAAACGGAGCAUGCGAUGCAGCACGAAAUUAAUCAGCAAUCGUUGCAAAAGUUUGCCACAUGCCUGCAACAUAUUGCCCAAUUACUGGAGUGUCCUGUCUGCCUAGAGGUCGUUAAGCCCCCUGGUUGGCAGUGUUGUAACGGACACGUACUUUGCAACAAUUGCCGCAGCCGCUCGAUUAAGUGUCCUGUGUGUCGUGUGCCCUUGGGACCGCGGGGACGUUGCCUCCUCUCCGAUAAAUUAUUUACAUUGCUGGCAGAGAAUUUCCCGUGCGAUAGAGUGAAAAGUCAGAGCAACAGUGAGAAGAAACUAAAACCUGAUACCACAUACUAUCAUCAACCGAAACUGGCGCACAGCUUAUUAAAGUUAGGCAGGCAAAGUCUGCAAAUCCGGGAGCAGUGCCAUAAAAUUAAGAACGAGGAGGCAACUCGAGCUGCUGAGUCCUUGGACGUCAAUCAAGUUCAGCAGGAACAGCAGGACAGCACGCGACUACCAACAACAGAUAAGCAAAAUAAUGUCAACAUCAGCAGAAAGGAGCAGCUGAAAGGCAAUAGUAGUGGAUUGGAGCAGUGCACCAUAAAGUGCAACAGCAGUAGGAAAGUUGUCUGUGAACCGUUAACUUCAUAGGCAACAGAUAGCUACGUACGUACGUACUAUGUACAUACAUACUAUACAUAUACACAGGAGGUGCAGAAGGUGCAAGAGAGCAGUGAUAAAGAAUCAACAAUAUACUCGUUAAGCCAAAGUGAAAGUUAAGCAAGAAAAGUUGGACGAUUACAGGCUAAGAUCAAGAUGAAUUGCACUGCGCUGAGGUUCAAAACGUAAAUAAUGGCGUCCAACAGCAAGGCGGAGGCCAACAGAAAUGCCGAAAUUGUCACUGCCCGACUGGGAAAUCAGACAGGAAUAGCAGUCACAGGAACUACGUGAAACUUUUGAAAGCAGCUAACAAAUUGUCAAAUACGAUGCAUCGGAAUACAAACGAAUGAAAUCAGAAGCAGCAACAAAAUAACUUCACGGAUUCCACACAACAACAACCAAAGAUAUAGUUACAGUGGACUGUUUCAUCUGCAGACGGCAUAGGGCCGGUUACAAGUCUAUCAGAAGAGCCUCAACAGUACUAGAAAUGAUUGUAUCAGUCUACAACU
Messenger RNA from Scaptodrosophila lebanonensis, 1430 nucleotides. RefSeq lists its product as uncharacterized. The transcript has 4 exons. The record is from RefSeq and is a predicted model, not a curated record. Gene Ontology annotation, molecular function: protein binding; ubiquitin protein ligase activity. Lineage: Eukaryota; Metazoa; Arthropoda; Insecta; Diptera; Drosophilidae. Gene Ontology annotation, cellular component: cytoplasm. Bases 1 to 912 code for a protein of 303 amino acids.